CACGCAGCCGAUCGAGCGCCCACAACGUCGAUCUGCUGACCGUCACACAGCUACCUGCCGCCCGCCGCCCGCCGCCCGCCGGCACACAUCAACCGUCGCCCACGGCCGGACAGCAGCACGGUCUCACGCGGCAAUGGAUCGGAAUCACACGCAGCUAGCAGUGGCAUUGGCGAGCCAGCCCAGGCAACAGGCAAAUGAGCUCCUUUUGUGAAUUCCACUAAAUCCCUGCAAGCUGCAUAAGUAAAAAAAAUCUUUGAAUCAUUCCCAAUCUCCCACCCCUAAAUUUCACUUCAGUCUUCGUCUGUUCAUCCCAUUAUUACCAAUUUGGUAGCAUAACUCCGCACAUUAACAAACAUUUUAAAUAGCGCCCUCUGCCGAUAAGAGGCUUAGCGCGCUAUUUAAAACUAUGGUUUAUAUCUACUCACUUGAUCUUGUGACCAAUGGGAACAGAAGAUACUGAUUAAUGUAAAUGAUUCAGAAUUCUAUCUUUGUGUCUGUUCUUCUUUUGCUUGGCCCACCCAGCAAUUUGUUUGUAGGUCCGCCACUGCAAAGAGGCCACCCCCUUUAAACCCUAGAUCGAUCUGGUUCCAUUCAAGUUUUGUAGUUUACAGCUUAUAACAUGUAAAUCCUCGAUCCAUUAAUUUCCUUUCUUCCCCUCACUUCUCUUUGGUGCAGAUGCGCGUAGGAGAGGAGAUGGAUCCAUGGAUAGACCCGCGCAUAGCCCUUGCGAAGCAAUAUCCGGGAUACGACAUCUCGGAAUUGGAUCACCUUGUCGAGGACGAGAGUCUUCAAGUCAAGUACAUCCCGGAGCGCAUGAAGGUACUCUUCGAGACGCCAUCAGGCUUUGCAAUCUUCGCCAUUGACUCGGGAUACCUCUAUGACAUCGGCAGCGACUACACCGGCAUUGAGACCAUUUGGGUUCACUGUGUUGAUGAGGACUCUGCGGAUUUUUUCGUCUGGCUAAAGAGAUUCCUGAAGCUUACCAACAGGUCCACUGCCAUCAGUACUACUGGUAUUGAUGAAAGCCUUGCCAAGCUUAUUGAGGAGGAGUGCAAUAGAGGGCAGAAACUAAUUGUCGGUGAAUCUGCAUACAAAGAAGUUAUUGAAGCUCAACUGGAAAUUCCCUGUGUAUGUGAUGAAGCAACGGAGGAGCUGAUGUGGGGCCUGCACAACCUGUUGCACGAUUUAGUGCCCGAAGAGAAAUCGAAGUUCGGCAAGCAGGAUCGCAAGUACCACAGCAAAAAACUACUUGACUUCCUGCAUAGAAAUGUCUCUGAAGACAUCAAGCCUGAAAUGAUCAAUGGAAAGAUUGCUUUAUUGGCGUCCGUCAUGCGACGUUGUGACGUGGCCAGCAAGGAGUACUCCGACAGCUUGCACCAGGUUGAUAAUGUUGUCGAGGAGAGAUCUGGCCUCAAGACUGACUGUUGGGACACUGUGACAUACGCGACAGCUCUAAUGACGUUGAUUGGAGAAUCUGUAGUCAUGCCUGAUGGGAUGUUCAAUUCUGCUGAAAAGGAUGCCAUACUUGAGGGGGUAGGCAAAUACAACGACAAGCUCAUCAAGGCCAGCAUCCAGAAAAUAUACCGGAAAGCUGUGCAAGCUAACAAUCUUCAAUUUGCAAAGCUGCGUGAGCUCAAGACUCUUCUUGAUAAGGCGAAAGAAGGGCGUGGAGAGGUGUUGGGUGAGGUGCCACAGGUGUCAAGUCCGAAGAAGAUUUGCCAGGAGGAGGCUGAAGGUGACGAACAGAGGAAGAAGCUCAAGGUAACUGACGGUGAUGCUGAUUGAUACGGUCACAAGAGUGGCACAGCGAUCGCUUAAAACAAAUUUGAAACAGCCGGAACUCAACAUCAUGUACUCUGUUAAUUACUUUCUUAGCUAUGCUUGCUUGCAUUGUAGCCAAAACUUUUCUCCUCCAACUCAGCAUUUGGCGGCACACCUAAGAUAGCACCAUUUU
Molecule: messenger RNA, 1954 nt
Organism: Triticum aestivum (bread wheat)
Lineage: Eukaryota; Viridiplantae; Streptophyta; Magnoliopsida; Poales; Poaceae
Exons: 6
Coding region: 676-1785 (369 amino acids)
Cellular component (GO): box C/D methylation guide snoRNP complex; small-subunit processome
Molecular function (GO): snoRNA binding
Source: RefSeq, a predicted model, not a curated record